AUGGUACUACUCGCAAGCUCGCACGCGCGAGCGAGGAUCACGGCCAAGGCGAGAUGGCUAACCCUGUUCGCGCUGCUGCUUCCGCUGCCCGUCGAACAUACAUCUGCCGCCAACUGGCUCGCACCAGGCCACCGACCUUCCCGCGCGCGUGCCAUCACGCGCGGCGACGUGUACAUCGUGCGCCUGCGCCGCGCGCCCGUGGCGGUGCAGGUGAGCGCGCCGUCGACGGCGGCGAGCGUUAAGUUCUCCGGCGCGCUCAGCCCCGACUCCGUCUCGACCACGUCCGCCGCGCUCUUCUCCGCCUCCAUCAACUCCGCGUCCGCCGGCGGCGGCUCGCCCGUUGGCGGCGGUAGCGACUCGGGCAGUAGUGCCGCGAGUGCCGGGAGUGGUAGCAGCAACGGGGGUGUCGGGACCGGGGGGGCCGCGCGGAGGCUGCUGACGGAAGCCAGAUCGGUGGAGGAGAGUGUUUCCGCGCGGAUGGCGCGGGAUGGGGGAGACGUUGCGCGGGAGGGCGCGCGGAGAAACAGGCGGAAGCUGGCGGCGGCGGAUUGGGGCGCGGAGACGCGCAACGGGCGGCCGUGGUUCGACCGGUCGAGCGCGUUAAUCCAAUCGCUAGUAGACACGUUACAGGACGAGCAGAAUAAAGUUGCGCGACAGGCGGGACUCACUAACAUCACACGGGACAUCUUAUAUCGGUACUUUUACAUCUCCAACGGGUUCGCGGCGGUGCUGACGGCGGCGCAGGCGGAGAGUCUGCGCAGCGACGUGCGCGUGCUGCAGGUGCUGCGGAGCCGCGCGGUGCAGAAGCAGACGAGCGAGACGCCCGCGCUACUUAAUCUCCCCAAGACCUUCUGGAGCGCGAGUUAUACGGGCGAGGACGCCGUGAUUGGCGUCGUGGACACGGGUAUCUGGCCGGAAAACCCCUCCUUUAGCGAGGAGGGCUACAGCGGGUUCCCGCGGAGCUGGCACGCGCUGUCCACGGACUGUGCGCGCACGGCGGACUUCAAGGGGUGCUCGCGCAAGCUCGUGCAGGCGAGCUUCUUCCCCACGGCGUUUGAGAGCGAGUUCGGCGAGAUUGAUACUUCUUCCGAUUGGCGCUCGCCUCGUGAUGCUGACGGCCAUGGCUCCUGGGUCGCCGCUGCGGCAGCGGGCAAUCGCGACACGCCCAUGACAGUUGCGCGCGGCCAGACUGUCGGCGCGGGCAGCGGCACAGCACCACGGGCACGCAUCGCAGCAUACAAGGUCUUCUGGCGCAGCAGCGAAUCCCAAGGCCUCGUAGCCACCACCGCGGACAUCGAGCAGGCCAUGGAUCAAGCUGUAGCGGACGGCUGCGAUGUGAUCUUGCUUGCUCUGGGCGCGGUGGACGGUGGGCAGAGCUACUUUGAUGAUCUGCCGGUGCUGUAUGCAAGCAUGGCGGGAACGCUGGUGGUGGCCGCGGCUGGGAAUGGCGGGAAGGGCAGUGAGACGGCGCGGACUGUUGUGAACUUCUCGCCGUUUUACUUGACGGUCGGGGCGAGCACCAUCAACCGGCGGUUCUCAGCAAAGCUGAUGCUGUCCAACGGCACAGAGCUGGACGUUAACGGGCUGGGCACCAUCAACCGGCGGUUCUCAGCGAAGCUGAUGCUGUCCAACGGCACAGAACUGGACGUGAACGGGCUGGGAGCGGGCAGCAGCGCAAUCACCAACGUGCCCAUCAUCCACUCGCCCGACGCCAAGCUCGCUUCCGCUGCCGCUGCCCAGGCGGACGGGUGUGCACCAGGCACGCUAGACCCAGCACUGGUGACCGGCAAGCUGGUGGUGUGCGUGGCGGGGGGAGACGUUCCACUGACCGCAAAGGUGACCGAGGCCAAGGCGAAGGGUGCGGUGGGCGUGGUGCUGCACAGCUCGCCGCGCACCAACCAGCCGUACGCUCGCGACCUGCCCGUGGUGGGCGUCAGCGUGGGAGACUCCGAUUCCCUCCUCGCCUUCCUCCAAACGCCCAAUCCACCCUUAACCUCUCACCUCUCCAUUCCCCACUCUCCUGCGCCCUUCCCCUUCUUCCACCCUGCAUCCGCACCCGCCCCACCACCCAUUCCCCGUCCCCUUCUCCUUCUCCCGUGCAGUCCGCAUGCGUCCCUCUCGUCAGCAUUCACAACAGCCAGCGACCUGCCAGCGCCAGUCAUGUACGCAACCUCCUCCACAGGCCCUCUCUCUCAAGGCGCCACCACAGACGUAUUCAAGCCCGACCUCGUCGCUCCAGGCGCCUUCAUCUGGGCCGCAUCCCGAGGCACUACCCUCUCAGACACCACAGAGUUCAAGAUCGGGUCCGGGACGUCUGUGGCAGCAGCACACGUGGCGGGGGUGGCUGCGCUGCUCAUGCAGCGGAACCCGUCGCUCACCCCCGUGCAGGUCAUGUCGGUGCUGACCACGACUGCCAAUGCGAGCAUGGUGAGACAGGACCCGGUGAAGGCAGCUGCUCCCACGCCUAUGGAUAUGGGUGCAGGGCACCUAGAUGUUGACGAGAUGUUCAACCCGGGUCCUGGCCUGGUUUUCAGCGCCGAGGUGCCGCAUUUUCUGCGGUUUCUCACUGGGCAGGAUGCGGCGCUUGCUGGGAAGAUUCUCCAGGAUGGGCAGGAGGUGUCGCCGCUCGCCGCCCGGGAUCUCAACCGGGCGGCGAUUGCCGUGUCGAAUUUGCAAGGCGCGGUUACGGUAACGCGCGUGGUUACCAAUCUGGGCGCCACUGCAACGUAUAAAGCAAGUGUGGUGGAGCCGGCUGGUGUGGAUGUAGAGGUCACUCCUGCAAGCUUCACCAUUGAAACAGGUGCUGCCAAUGCUGUGAGAUUCUCGGUGAAACUGACCCCGCGUGCGGGAGCGGCAGCAGCGGGGAGUGGGUGGAGGUUUGGCAGCCUGACUUGGAGCGACAGUGCGGGCCACAGAGUGAAGUCGGUUAUUGCAGUGGAGGUUUAG
Messenger RNA from Closterium sp. Naga37s-1, 2946 nucleotides. The record is from the annotation of a GenBank genome assembly. NCBI's taxonomy places the organism in Eukaryota, Viridiplantae, Streptophyta, Zygnematophyceae, Desmidiales, Closteriaceae.